GCCGCGGGCUGCGGUCCCUCUGCGGCGGCUGCUGCUCCGGUGCGCCCGCGGCUCCCCCGCUGCCUGGGUGGCCGGCCCGCCGGCGCCCGCCCUCUCCCCCGCACGGAGCGGCGGGGACCCCUGGUCUCGGACCCGGCGCCAUCGGUUAAUCUUUAACUAAAACCAAGUCUGUCAAGUAAAGGGCUUUCACGAAGAAAUGAAAGAGAAAUUACAAGAACUAGAGAAACUAAGCAUUUGCCUACUGGAGAAACCACCUCAAACAACUGUGUGGAAUUGGAAGAAAGGAGUGAACACACCUGGGAGAAAUUCUGCUGAGUGUGACCCUUUUGCCCAGCUUCUUGUCGUAAUCGGCUGCUAAGGAAGAGAGACUAUCCUUUUCGAGAGAGUGUGUUGUAAAAAUGGAGACCCCAGUUUCUGACAUUCAAGUAGAGAGCAAGGAUGAGACGGGAUCAGCAGAAGUGAGAGCUCGGGAUGAGAGGCAGGAGGAAAAGGCAUCGAUGCUUUGCUUCAAGAGAAGAAAGAAAUCUGCCAAAGCCACGAAGCCCAAAGCCGGCCCUGGAGCCGUGGACGCGGCCAGGGAGUACGGUUCAGGAGCUGGAGCUUCUGAGCAGCCACAGCCCCCGGCGGGGGCCUGGGCCUCAAUAAAACGUCUAGUGACGCGCAGGAAAAGGUCAGGCUCUUCCAAGCUGCAGAAGCCCUCCGAGGCCAACGUGCAACCUGAAGUCAGCGCCGAGGAUGCUGAUCUUCCUAAGAAAAAGGCAAAAUCCAGACUGAGGAUUCCCUGCAUAAAAUUCUCCAAGGGGGAGAAAAGACAUCAUUCCGAAAUCAUAGAAGAUGCAGACUGCAGCGUCCAAGUUCAGGUAGAGGCAGAAAGGAUGGAUACAAAAACCCCAACCCAAUCGGAUGAAGACCAGGCAACAAAGACCCAGCUGACCCAGGAAGUGAGUGGAGCGGUCUCACAGGUCGGGGGUGAUGAGGUCUGCGAGUCAAAUGUGAGCAACAGCGGAACUUCUCCUGGAGAGAAUGUGAUUUCGGUAGAACUUGGGUUAGAAAAGGGGCAUUCUGCUAUUCACACAGGAACUCUAAUCCUUGAACAAGACAUUGAAACAACGGAGGAAAAGCCGAGUAUCCAGCCCCAGCAGACAAGCCCACCGGAAACUUCAGAAACAGAACAUCAGCCACCGGUGGUUUCUGAUGCUCCCCUCUCACCUGCAUCCCCAGAUCAGCAAAUCGCGGAAGAAGCCAGAAACCGUGUCCUGGAAAGUGAGCCAAACGGGAAAGACCAGGAAAGUGGAGAGAUUGUAGCUGAGGAGAUGAAGCCAAAAGAUGAUGCGUUGAGCCAGGAACCCGAUGUUAAAGAAACCGAGGUCAGUGCAGAGAAACCCAAGCCGGAAGAAAACAAAAGAAUGGAGCCCAUUGCUAUUAUUAUUACAGACACUGAGAUUAGUGAAUUUGAUGUGAAGAAAUCGAAAAAUGUCCCCAAGCAAUUCUUAAUUUCGAUUGAAAAUGAGGAAGUAGGGGGUUUUGAGGGGAGAACUUCAGAACAAUAUGAGUCACUCUUAAUGGAAACAGCCUCCUCUCUUGUCAAGCACGCUAUCCAGUUGUCCAUAGAACAGCUGGUUAAUGAAAUGGCCUCUGGGGAUAACACAAUCAACAGUCUUCUACAGUGACUCCAUUCCCAGAUCAUGGGAGGGGGGAAACAUUUCACAAUGAGUUAUUUUACGUAAUCGUGGCAUUUCUUCUUCGUUAACCAAUGAGAGAUUUUCAUCUGGGGACUCUAAAGGCACAACGUCAGCCCAGAAGUGUUGAAGAAUGAAUCCAGUCUAUGAAACUCCGCCUACCACUAAAACGCAGCUAGCUACUUCUGGAUGGAGGAUGUCAGUGCAGACCACAAUAGCCAAGUGGCAUAAAAGGAGUUGCUGAGAUGGCAGGUGAAGAUGUAUUCACUGAGCACUUAUAAGAUGGCAUCAUCUCUUUUUGGUCCUCUCAUGUCACAGAGCCUGGUUUCCUUCUGAUAGUUCAACUCUGUGUACAGGUUAACAUGACAUUCCGUUUUCAGAACCUUUUUGUUACAGUGCACAUUUAUCUUGUUUAAAAUGGUGAGUAAGGUGAGCUCUUUUUUUGGUGUGAAUGUGUUAUUUAUAUUGUUAGACUCUAGGCAGUAGUCUUACCUUCAAAAACAUUGCAUUUUCCCAAUUUCAGCGGAAUGUGCAGAAUAUGCAUAGUCAAACUUGAAACGUGGAUGGUCUCUAGUCUUGCUCAAGUCCCUCACAAAAGCCAUUCACGAAUGUAUCCAACAGGCAAAUCAUUACCAAGUGCCACGAUGUGGGAACACAACACGGAGAGCAUUCUCCCUCGCCAACUUCCUUCUGCCCCAAACAGACUUGUAUAAAUCCAUGUCUGCAGGGGAUCCUCCGCUGAGAAGGUUCAAAACAAAACAAACAAUCAAAAACUAAACAACAGCAAGAGCAAACAGGAAAAGAGUGGAAUGUUCCUUUCCAUCCGAGAGAGAAAAACUUCCCAGGUACCAAGUCACCACAGAACAAGGAUUCCUUUGCAGGCUGACUGCUCCCGAGACCUCAGUCCUCAACUCUCCUCAGAAAGUCAUAAUCAGUAAAAAUAUUACUCCUGAUCAAGAAUGAGCCAAGUACAAGAUUGAAUAGAAAGUAAAACAUUGCUAAAGCACAGUAUAUUUUAAACAUCCGUAUUCUUUCAUUGUGCCUGUGUGUUGAGACACUAGGAAAAAACAUUUCACAUGGACAUUGGAAAUUACAUUCUUCAUCAUUUUUUUACAGUACAGCUAAUUCCUUACAAAAAAAAUGAACUUAUAACAAUGAGAAGGGCUUAUUUGCAUUUUAUUCAGUUACUGAACUCAUCCAUCUAAUCAGUGAUUGCCAUCCUUUUUGAAAAAGGGGUUUUAUUUUAAUCUUUUCUUGUGGCCAUACUACUAUAAUGUACUUCCUUACCUCUCAGGUUGGGCUUCCGACUGUACAGUCCCCCACUGUUCAGGUUGAGUGACAGUGUUAUUCUAAAAGUAGGUAAGGAAGAGCUUUCACUGGAGUUGUACAGUGUUUGCCAAAGAGCAUUUGUACAUUCCUGGGGGGGGGGGGGAAGGAUGUACAGGAGAUGAUUUUAAAUGAUCUUGUGACUUCGUGAAUUAUUUAUGGAUUGCAUAUAGGAAGUAUGUGCUAAUUUGUCCUGUAUAAUCCUCUUUCUUCCCUCCUGUAAGUACGUGUUGAGACCUCUGGCAGAGGAACCUAAUCUGCCUUUGGAACUGAACUAUUAUCAGUGAGAUUCUUUGCUGAGAAGCAUGAAGAUUUUCCUGCCUUCAUGCUUGUAAACUUCGGGGCAACCCACCCAAAUCCUUCUGCCAACAAGACGAAAAGUGGAUCUUCCAAAACACAUGACCCAGAACACCAGUUUCUUUUACUUGUUUAACUUUUAAACAUU
Pipistrellus kuhlii (Kuhl's pipistrelle) is the source of this 3450-nucleotide messenger RNA. It is a transcript of the gene AKAP5, whose product is annotated as A-kinase anchoring protein 5. Bases 399 to 1670 code for a protein of 423 amino acids. The transcript is spliced from 2 exons. Gene Ontology annotation, cellular component: plasma membrane; dendritic spine; dendrite membrane. The record is from RefSeq and is a predicted model, not a curated record. Gene Ontology annotation, molecular function: molecular adaptor activity; GABA receptor binding; adenylate cyclase binding. Lineage: Eukaryota; Metazoa; Chordata; Mammalia; Chiroptera; Vespertilionidae. Gene Ontology annotation, biological process: positive regulation of adenylate cyclase activity.